CGACACCUUUAGUUAUUGGCUGAGUUUGGCUCAAAACGCGCGCUGGUAGCGGGUAAAUUUUUGAAAGUGUAUAAACGUUUAUCGAAAAAAUGGAACGGUACCUAUGGAAAAUUUUGGCAUAUUGUUGAAAUAACAAAUUUAUAUAAUGAACCGAAAAAAUACAAAUUGAUUGGAUUAAAAAAGUCAAUUAAAAGUAAUAUAAUUUCAAUUAUGAUCCUCUACGGCGGCUUACAAAACCAUUGGUUCAGGUUGAAGUUUUGAAGUUGGUGAAUCACUAACUGGACUUACUUCUUUUGAUCAGUUUGGAUGAAUCAUCGCCACCAUCAUCAUCCUCAUCAGCACCGACAUCGCAUCGCUGCCAACCAAAAGCAGACAAUACAACCUAACUAACCGCCAACAAAUUGGCUACUUACACAUUGACUUACAAACCAGUUGCGGCAUUUAUUUCAAAAAAUAAAAAUAAAACCUGUACAAUAAGAAAGUUAAAAUCAGUUUCCGUUAACAAUGCGCGCAUUUAAGUUUAAUGUAUAUGUAUGCGUGUGCGUGUGUUUACUCUCCGGUGACAAACCACUCUACAACUUAAUUUAAUAAAUAUUUAUUAGCGGCUCAGGUGCGAGUAAACAAAUCGUAAAAGCUGUUUUCUAUGCCAGUUUUUGCAGUGCCUAGUGGUGGAAAAAAUUCGAAAUAAUAUAGCGAAAUCUGAACAUCAACAGAUACAGUAAUAAAAUAGAUAAAGUAAAUAAUAAACGCACUUGAUAAUAAAGUUAAACAUACGCCAAGUGUUAAUAACUGGUGAAAUCAACGUAUUCAAUUACUUACAUACAUACAUCACUUAACAUGAUUGUCGGCUGCUCGAGUUCUCCUCCAUCUAUGGCAGUACGCGUUGCCUCACUGCUGCUGCCCACCACGUUGGCCGUUGCCAAAGCAGCAACUAAUGGCAAAAGCGCUGCGGCAAAGGAUUGUCAUGGCAGGAUUUGCAAACCCAUUGAUGAGUAUUGCUCGGUAUUUCUCGAUGGCUGUGAUCAGUGCGAACGUAUUUGUAAUCCAGAAUCGCAUAAUUUUCAAGCGGAUAUGUGUGCGCGGGAAUGUGCUGGUGAGUGUGAUGUGGAUUGUUAAUUGAAAUUUAAGUUUCCCCGAUAAGUUUUUGUUACGCUGAUAAGGGAGGGGUUGUUUUGCUCAACACUUAAUGCAAAAUUGAACAGCACGUGCAAUUUAAAAAUUUGUGUACAAUUUUAUUUAACAGUUGGGCAAGUUAAUUACCAACCACCACGGUAGCGAUAAUGGAAUCGUACGGAGCAACGAUAGCUAUAAUGAAACGUGACACCCUCGAUAAACAAAAAUGCUUAAAUUAAAUUUUUCCGAGUUUUCAAAUUUGCACGUUAUUAUUCUAAAAUGCAAUAAGCUACAAAACCCAGUAUAUUUCUAGAG
Messenger RNA from Rhagoletis zephyria (snowberry fruit fly), 1428 nucleotides. Its product is annotated as protein grindelwald-like. NCBI's taxonomy places the organism in Eukaryota, Metazoa, Arthropoda, Insecta, Diptera, Tephritidae. The record is from RefSeq and is a predicted model, not a curated record.